This is a messenger RNA of Brassica napus (rape), 1226 nucleotides long. Its product is annotated as agamous-like MADS-box protein AGL80. The transcript has 2 exons. The coding region runs from base 148 to 984 and encodes 278 amino acids. The record is from RefSeq and is a predicted model, not a curated record. Gene Ontology annotation, biological process: positive regulation of transcription by RNA polymerase II. Gene Ontology annotation, molecular function: cis-regulatory region sequence-specific DNA binding; protein dimerization activity; DNA-binding transcription factor activity, RNA polymerase II-specific. Lineage: Eukaryota; Viridiplantae; Streptophyta; Magnoliopsida; Brassicales; Brassicaceae.
AUUAAUUAGAAACUUAGCAUUGGGAGUAAAAUUAGCGAGCAGAGUAACAACAAAUGAUUUGGAGCUUUUGACAACUAUAUAAAAAUUCAUUACGAUAACAAAACAUAAUAUAGAAAACCAUAGAAAGAAAAGUAUCAUACAAUCAUCAUGGGGAAGAAAAAGAUGGACCUAACUUACAUUACCGAUGGCAGGGCAAGGGAAGCAACUUUCAACUUAAGGAAGGAAGAAUUGAAGCAGAAACUCUAUGAGCUCCAUGUUCUUUGCGACGUUGAUACAUGUGCGGUCAUCUACAAUCAAUACGACCCUAAUCCAGAGGUAUGGCAAUCGACCUCAGAGGUUAAAAGUGUAUUUGAGAAGUUUGAGAUGUUGUCAGAGAAAGAGAAGACAUGUAGAUCGGUGAACCAUGAAGAAUUUCUCCAUCAGAUGAUCGAAAAAGCCAGGAGGAAAAGACAGAAACUGAAUGACCAAAACAAGGAGAAAUACAUGAGGGAACUCAUGUUCGCGUUUCUCAGUGGGAACAUGGAAGAUUUGAGUUUAAACAAUGAUGAUCAUUCUGAGUUGUGUAGUUUCAUUGAUCAAUAUCUCAAGCAGCUUGUUCAUCAUAAGAACCAAACCUUAAACAAUCCAAACUUUGAAAUCGGCCAGUCUUCCUCAAUGGCUCUGGACAUGAACAUAGCACAAACCUCUAUUGCUGAAGCAGGUUCCUCUUCCUUUCUGGUCUCUAAACCCCCUAGGUCUUCUGAACUAACCAAAAUGUGGAAGUCCGUAAUCUUUUCAUACCGUAGUGAUUUACCGCAUAACAAUUUUGUUACAAGUAUUCCCUCAACAAGUAGCAACGAAGAAGUAUAUAUUCCGGUUAUGAAUCAGGAUGAAUCUUACCAUCAGAAUCAAAAUCAAAAUCUGGAACAGGGAUUCGUUGAAGAAAUGAUGAAAAUUGGUGAGCAAACAGGUUUUCCUUGGAUGGAAGACAACAACCGAUUUUAAAGCAUAUUCAUCGAGGCAGAUGCCAAUACCAGUCAUCUUAUGUUUACUUUGUCUUAAAUGAUUUUUAGUGACAAAUUUUUGGUUUGCCAUCUCUUGUCUUUUUUCUUGCAUCAAGUUUGAGUCUUCAAAUUAAUGUCUUCUCUAAUAUGUGAAGAAAACCAAAUGGUAAAUUAUUAGUUUCAAUUCAGAUUCUAAAAUCCUUUGGUAUUGUUUGUCUUCUAUAUAGGAUCUUUUUGAUUCAA